CCAGCCCCCGGUUCCGGAACCCCGUGAUGUCACAGGGCAACCAGGGCGACCCUGGCUAUUUACCUUCAAAAGCAGGACUCGCUUCAGAUAUGGAGUUUGUCACGGGCUACCGGGCAGAGAUCCUGGACUUUGCAGAGCUGCUCUUUGGCUGGUAUCGGCGCUUCCUGCUGGACUCGGCCGGCCGCGGGGGCAGCGAGAGGCGCAAGCGACAGGAAGCCUCCCUCCGGCGCCUGCCUCCGGAUCCGGCCCUGUGGGUCUUGCACGUGCUGGCCAACCGCACCCUGGCCUUCACCAUCCCCGACCCCGAGCAGCAGGUGGGGAGCCGCUUCUACAGCGAGGAGGCGCUGGGCCUGAGGGAUCUGGAUCGCUUCAUCACCUUCGUGAGCACCGGGGAGGAGGAGGAGGAAGAGGAGGCCGCACCCUCGGAGGCAGCCCAGCCCCUCUGGCGCGUCGACCACCUCUUGCUCCUGACGGACGAGCACAGCACCAUCCUGGGCUUCGACUUCUUGCUGGGGGGCCCAUCGGGGGCCUCUGGGCGGGAGCCCCUAGAGGCCCGCGCUGUCGCUCUCCUCUGCCACAGCAUGGCCUGCCCCCUGGGGGCUGGGGAGCCCCGCCGACCCAAGGCGCUCACUGUGGGAGACCCCGCCCUGCACAGGGCCCUGGAGCCGCAGCUCUCUCGGCUGGGAGUGAAAACGGGCCAGGGGCCGAAGCCCACCUUCACCUUCCCCACCACGCGCGUGCGAGCCUGCCACGUCUGCAAGCGGCACAGCUUCGAGGGCCAAGUCACCGCAUGCCAGCACUGCCAGGCCGUCCUCUACUGCUCCGAACGGUGCCGCAAGCUGGACUGGAGUCGCAGCCCUGAGGACAUCGGCCACCAGUUCUGGUGCCAGCGCAUGGCCAGGUAUAUGAGCCACGCCCCGGAGCUCGCCAACCUGCCCUUCACCUUCACCACAGAGGUGACCAGUGAGAAUUUCAACAAGGAAGGCUUCCUGUCUGCCCGGGGCCUGACCCGAGGAUACUGGGCCGGGGAGAGCAUGCUGGUCCGGGCGCCUGACUACGGCGUGGGGCUGCUGGGGGGCAGCAGUGGGGCUGAGGAGCCCCUGACCUUCCUGCACAGUGGGAACCCCUUUGAGGGCCUGCGGCCAGAAGGAGGGACAGCUCUGCCCCCCGCCCCCUCGGAGCCCCCAGCCCCACGGACCUUCUUCGGCUCCUGGAAAGAAUACUACCAGUGGCGGGGCCUGCCCCUGGGGGCCCCCCUGGCCGUCCUCCUCAGCUACCCCCUGACCGCCUACUACAUCAUCACCCAGCUGGCCCCCCAGCACUUUCCAGAGCUGAACAUCCUGAACAAGCAGUCGCUCCGCAUCCACGUGGUCGAGGCGGGCAGGGAGUUCGGCGUCCUCAUGGUCUUCUGGGAGCUGUCGGUCCUCCUGCCUCACGUCUCCCUGGAGCUGCUCUUUGUGGGGGGCGCCCUGCCCCCCGAGCUCGACGGCCAGCAGUUCCUUCUGCAAAGAGACGAGGACCAGGGCGUCUCGGUGCAGGCUGGGGGAGCGGCCAGAUCCAAAGGGGGCCGCCGGGAGCUGCAGCUGGGCUUCAGUGCCCGCCCCUACCACCUCCUGCAGGCCCCCAAGCCCGACCUGGUCAUCGGGUUCAACUCUGGCUUUGCCCUCAAAGAGACUUGGCUGAGUUCUCUGCCUCGACUCCAGUCCCUUCGGGUCCCGGCCUACUUCACCGAAUGCAGCGAAUACAGCUGUGCUGUGGAUGAGGCAGCUGUCUCCAUGGCAACGGGGGGCACUGCCAGCCCCGCCCACAUGAACCCCUUCCGCUCACCCUUUCGCCAAGCUGGCAUCGACAACGCCAUGCCCUGGUACGCCAAUGCCUUCAUCUUCCACCUGAUCUACAAGGCGGCCACCACCAACCACCGCCAGACUCCUGCCCCGCCUUCCCCGCCUCUGCCAGCCAAUGGCAACCCGGAACCCACACGUAGCCGGCGCAAGGAGAAGAGGCAGGCCCGCACUGGAGGGCGCCGGCGCAAAUGAUGCUUGUGGGGAGGGAGAAGAAAUAAAGGAGGGGACCUCC
This is a messenger RNA of Heteronotia binoei (common prickly gecko), 2076 nucleotides long. It is a transcript of the gene ZMYND15, whose product is annotated as zinc finger MYND-type containing 15. The transcript is spliced from 14 exons. Gene Ontology annotation, biological process: negative regulation of DNA-templated transcription; spermatid development. Gene Ontology annotation, molecular function: histone deacetylase binding. The record is from RefSeq and is a predicted model, not a curated record. The coding region runs from base 27 to 2036 and encodes 669 amino acids. NCBI's taxonomy places the organism in Eukaryota, Metazoa, Chordata, Lepidosauria, Squamata, Gekkonidae.